Hibiscus syriacus is the source of this 1783-nucleotide messenger RNA. RefSeq lists its product as uncharacterized. The record is from RefSeq and is a predicted model, not a curated record. Lineage: Eukaryota; Viridiplantae; Streptophyta; Magnoliopsida; Malvales; Malvaceae. Bases 712 to 1662 code for a protein of 316 amino acids. The transcript has 6 exons.
GAUAUUUUUCGCUCUGUUUCUCACAUUAGUAUACAGUCUAUAGUAUUUGUGCUCUGGUUUUUGCUUCCCUGAAAAAAGUUGGUUCUUUUAUUGAUUUUCUGCUACUCAAAAGACCCAAAACCAACGAAUCUUUUACCCAGAAAUCAUGGGUUUCUGUUGAAAUUUAAUAAAAGAAGAAGCUUGAAGUUAAUUAGAAGAGAUCCUUUCCCUUGGUUUCUUUAAAGCGUUGAAGGGUCGUGUUUUUUGGGCAAAAGAGAGAAGAAAACCUGUUUCUUCAUUGUUGAUCAAAGCAUAGUAGGCUUGAGUUUUCUUUAAGUUUUAAAGGAAGAAAACAUAAUUUAACUUUUUUUAAAGGGUAAUAUACAGAUAAACCGGUGACCGGAAAAGAGUUGAAUUGUUCAACAAUGUCAACCCCAGCAAGAGUUUGAUCUUAAUUCUAUUCCUUUUCUGUUUCCUUAAAUUUAGCUGUCCAAGCGUCAAAAUUUAGAAUUUCUCUCGAGUCUCAAAUUCCCAUCGUAUAACCAAAUCCGCGACAAUCUCUCUCCUCCUCUCUCUCCCUUGUUCUACCCUUCGUUUUGUGUUUUUCUUUUCUUUUCUUUUUUUGAGGUUCCUCUGUUUUCAGGGUUGAGUUAGAGAGACAAAAAGAAACAAGAAAAAAAACAAGACAAACAAGCCAAGCUCUCUCUCUCCGGUCUCCUUUGGUCGGAAAUCAUGAUUUUUGAAACAGGGUCGGCGCAAUCUAACCUUGCCUGCUUCCUCCAUUGCACCACUCCAACCGUCAAAUCCCAAUUCCUCCCCAAGAGUGAAAUAAGGAACCUUAAUCGUUUAUGGCACCCUUGGGAAAGAAAAAAGGUCGAAUAUUUCACAUUGGGUGAUCUUUGGAAUUGUUACGAUGAGUGGAGCGCGUAUGGUGCCGGCGUUCCCAUCGUCUUAAACAACGGCGAAACCUUAGUCCAAUACUACGUUCCUUAUCUCUCCGCCAUUCAAAUCUUCACCAGCGACUCUUCGGUCAACAGCUUCCGGGAGGAGUCCGAAUCCGGUGAUUGCGAGAGGGAUUCGUUUAGUGAUUCAUUGAGUGAUGAGAACGAGAGUGAUAAAUUAUGGAGAUGGGACGGAUGCUCGUCGGAGGAAGGCGGCUCCGAGCACGACAGCCUUUGGCAUGUGAAUAAUAGGUUGGGUUACCUUUACUUUCAGUAUUUCGAGCGAUCAACUCCUUAUGGAAGAGUUCCACUCAUGGAUAAGAUUAAUGGAUUAUCGAGAAGAUACCCUGGUUUGAUGUCACUGAGGAGCGUAGAUCUUUCGCCGGCUAGUUGGAUGGCUGUUUCCUGGUACCCGAUUUAUCACAUUCCCAUGGGAAGGACCAUAAAAGACUUGUCGACGUGCUUCCUUACGUAUCACACUCUAUCAUCUUCUUUCCAAGAUAUGGACCUGGAAGAUGACAUCGAGAGUCCCGAAAGGAAGCGAAAGGAAGGGGAAGGCGUCUCCCUUCCACCGUUCGGCUUGGCAACUUACAAGAUGCAAGGAAACGUGUGGGUCUCGGGCAACUCCGGACGGGACCAACAAAGACUGGUGUCGCUCUUAAGCGUUGCGGAUUCAUGGCUGAAGCAACUUAGAGUGCAGCACCAUGACUUCAACUUCUUCACCAGAAUUCCACGUGGCUAGUCCUUUUAACUAGACUUGCAGUAGCUUUUCUCUUUGAGAACCCCAUGAAAGUGAGACUGAUCACUAAUUACCAAAACAAAACAAAAAAAAGAAGAAAAAAAAAAGCUUUUAUCGGUUUUAA